GGGGCUCUGCCAACUGGCUCACGUCUCCCUUUCACGUUUCCUCCCGCUCUCCAAGAUCGAAACCGAGAAUCGAAACUAAGCUGGGGUCCAUGCAGCAGGAGCCUGCACCCGCCCGAUCUCCGGGGCCCCAGCAGGACCCCGCCCGGCCCCACGCGCCCACCAUGCCUCCCCCCGGCACCCCCUCUGAAGGCCGCCAGCCCAGCCCCGGCCACAGCCCUGCAGAGCAAAGCACGGAGGAGGAGUUCCGGUUUCUGCGCUGCCAGAAAUGCCAGGCGGGAGCCAAGUGCCCGAAGCUGCUGCCUUGCCUGCACACGCUGUGCUCGGGAUGCCUGGAGGCGUCGGGCAUGCAGUGCCCUAUCUGCCAGGCGCCCUGGCCCCCGGGUGCAGACACGCCCGCGCUAGAUAACGUCUUUUUCGAGAGUCUGCAGCGGCGCCUAUCGGUGUACCGGCAGAUCGUGGACGCACAGGCUGUGUGCACCCGCUGCAAAGAGUCGGCCGAUUUCUGGUGCUUUGAGUGCGAGCAGCUGCUCUGUGGCAAUUGCUUCGAGGCACACCAGUGGUUCCUCAAGCACAAGGCCCGGCCCCUGGCAGAGCUGCGCAACCAGUCGGUGCGUGAGUUCCUGGACGACACCCGCAAGACCAACAACAUCUUCUGCUCUAACCCCAACCACCGCACCCCUGCGCUGACCAGCAUCUACUGCCGAGGCUGUUCCAAGCCGCUGUGCUGCUCCUGCGCGCUCCUUGACAGCGGCCACAGCGAGCUAAAGUGCGACAUCAGCACGGAGAUCCAGCAGCGACAGGAGGAGCUGGACGCCAUGACGCAGGCGCUGCAGGAGCAGGACGGCGCCUUCGGCGCGGCGCACGCGCAGAUGCACGCGGCCGUCGGCCAGCUGGGCCGCGCACGCGCAGACACCGAGGAGCAGAUCCUCGUGCGCGUGCGCCAGGUGGUGGCUCACGUGCAGGCGCAGGAGCGCGAGCUGCUGGAGGCGGUGGAGGCGCGGUACCAGCGCGACUACGAGGAGUUGGCCAGCCGGCUGGACCGCCUGGACGCUGUGCUGCAGCGCAUCCGCACGGGCAGCGCGCUCGUGCAGAGGAUGAAGUGCUACGCCUCGGACCAGGAGGUGCUGGACAUGCACGGUUUCCUGCGCCAGGCCCUGUGCCGUCUGCGCCAGGAGGAGCCCCAGAGCCUGCAAGCCGCCGUGCGCACGGAUGGCUUCGACGAGUUCAAGGUGCGCCUGCAGGACCUCAUCUCUUGCAUCACCCAGGGGACAGAUGCAGCUGUAUCCAAGAAAGCCAGGCCAGAGGCUGCCAGCACUCCCAAGGACCCUAUUGAUGUUGACCUGCCUGAGGAGGCAGAGAGAGUGAAGGCCCAGGCCCAGGCCCUGGGGCUGGCUGAAGCCCAACCUGUGGCUGUGGUACAGUCAGUCCCCGGGGCAUACCCUGUGCCAGUGCAUGUCUUCUCCAUCAGAGACCCUUCCAACAGAGAGGAGGUCUCCAACACAACCACAGUCCAGAAGAGGAAGAGCAUUCAGACCCAGUGCACCAGGAAGAUGAUCAAGAUGGAGUCUGAGGAGGGGAAGGAGGCGAGGUUGGCUCGGAGCUCCCCCGAGCAGCCCAGGCCUAGCACCUCCAAGGCAGUUUCGCCACCCCACCUGGAUGGGCCCCCCAGCGCCGGGAGCCCCGACAUAGGAAGUGAGGUCAUCCUGCCCAACAGCAACCAUGUGGCCAGUGGUGCCGGGGAGGCAGAGGAGCGCAUUGUGGUGAUCAGCAGCUCGGAAGACUCCGAUGCCGAAAACUCGUCCUCCCGAGAGCUCGAUGACAGCAGCAGCGAGUCCAGUGACCUCCAGCUGGAGGGCCCCAGCAGCCUCAGGGUCCUGGAUGAGAGCCUUGCCGACCCCCGAGCAGAAGACAGGCCUCUGGUUUUCUUUGACCUCAAGCUUGACAAUGAAAAGAUUAGCCAGCUGGCAGCAGUGAACCGGGAAAGCAAGUUCCGCGUGCUCAUCCAGCCCGAAGCCUUCAGCAUCUACUCCAAGGCCGUGUCCCUGGAGGCGGGGCUGCAGCACUUCCUCAGCUUCCUGAGCUCCAUGCGCCGCCCCAUCUUGGCCUGCUUCAAGCUGUGGGGGCCUGGCCUCCCGAACUUCUUCCGGGCCCUGGAUGACAUUAACAGGCUGUGGGAAUUCCAGGAGGCCAUCUCGGGCUUCCUGGCUGCCCUGCCUCUCAUCCAGGAGCGUGUUCCUGGGGCCAGCAGCUUCAAACUCAAGAACCUAGCCAAGACCUACCUGGCGAGAAACAUGAGCGAGCGCAGCGCCAUGGCCGCCGUGCUGGCCAUGCGUGACCUGUGCCGCCUCCUUGAGGUCUCCCCAGGCCCCCAGCUGGCCCAGCAUGUCUACCCCUUCAGUAGCCUGCAGUGCUUCGCCUCCCUGCAGCCCCUGGUGCAGGCGUCAGUGCUGUCCCGGGCCGAGGCCCGCCUCCUGGCCCUCCACAACGUGAGCUUCGUGGAGCUGCUGAGCGCACACCGCCGGGACCGGCAGGGGGGCCUGAAGAAGUACAUCUGCCACCUAAGCCUGCAGACCGCCACGCUGUCCCCCACCCAGCCUGCUCUCAACCUGCAGGCUCUGGCCACCUACUUCGAAGGCCUGUCGGAGGGUCCGGCGCUGGCACGGGCAGAAGGUGUCUCCACCCCCCUUGCUGGCCCUGGCUUGGCAGAGAGGGCCUCGCAGCAGAGCUGAGAGGAGUGGGUGACCGGCUCGGGUUCUCUGGUGGGCAGAGAGGGAUGGGGUCCCUGAGCCAGGCCCCGCCCAUCACAGCAUUCCCAGGUCCUGGUACCCAGCCCUCAGUUGUCAUUUGGUUCAGAAGCAGUUCCCUCUCUCUGGGACCAAAUUUCCCUUCUCUAGACAUCCUACAGAGAAGCUUCCGAAGCUGAGGCCCCACCACCCCAGGUGUUCACCAGGCGCCCAGCCCCUCCUUCCAGGAGCUAGAACCAGAGAUGUCCUGAGUGAGGAAGGCAUGACCUCUGAGCUCUCUAAGUGGCCCUGGUCUUGCCUCUGCCAUCCCACCUGCCACUACCUUGGGUGUCCUUACAGCUCUGCCCUGACCCCAGCCGCUGUGCCAGCGGACCUGCUGACAG
This is a messenger RNA of Saimiri boliviensis boliviensis (Bolivian squirrel monkey), 3127 nucleotides long. Its product is annotated as protein PML-like. Gene Ontology annotation, cellular component: nucleoplasm; PML body. Gene Ontology annotation, biological process: suppression of viral release by host; innate immune response; intrinsic apoptotic signaling pathway in response to DNA damage. The record is from RefSeq and is a predicted model, not a curated record. NCBI's taxonomy places the organism in Eukaryota, Metazoa, Chordata, Mammalia, Primates, Cebidae. Gene Ontology annotation, molecular function: zinc ion binding.